Molecule: messenger RNA, 2639 nt
Organism: Ananas comosus (pineapple)
Lineage: Eukaryota; Viridiplantae; Streptophyta; Magnoliopsida; Poales; Bromeliaceae
Product: pentatricopeptide repeat-containing protein At3g53170
Exons: 5
Coding region: 94-1536 (480 amino acids)
Molecular function (GO): protein binding
Source: RefSeq, a predicted model, not a curated record
GCACGUGCGUCCUCGACCACCUUAUCUGCGUCUCCCUCGUUCUCCCCCUCCUCACCCUUCGUUGCUCCCGCGACCCCGCGCUCUCCGCCAUUAAUGGAGCUCCGCUUAAUCGAUCCCCCAAACCCUCGUUUACUCUCAUCGUCGUCGUCGUCGUCCCCCUCCUCCUCCCUCUUAACCUUAUGGAGACGCAGAGGGCGUUCACUUCUCCUCCUUGUUAGGGCUCGGAAGCGGCGGAGCCCCCGCUCCAAUGGCCUCGGGGGGGAGCCGAAGAGGGAGCUAUCGCACAUUCUGAGGACGGAGGCCGCCGUGUUGGGCGUGGAGAAGAGGGCCGGAUCCGCCUCUUCCACGCGCCUCUGGCCCCGAGCGGUUCUCGAGGCACUCGAGAGCUCCAUCUCCGAUAACCGAUGGGAAUCCGCACUCGAGAUCUUUGGGCUGCUCCGGAAGCAGCGCUGGUAUCAACCAAAAUCUCGAACUUAUGCGAGACUGUUGACGAUGCUUGGGAAGUGCAGGCAGCCUGAGCAUGCCACCUCGCUUUUCCGAGCUAUGCUUUCGGAAGGUGUUAAACCAACUUUGGAUGUUUACACUUCACUUGUAGGUGCGUAUGGUUUCAGUGGCCUCUUGGAGGAGGCGUUUCUUACCGUUGAUGAAAUGAAAACCAUUUCUGAUUGCAAGCCCGAUGAGUUCACUUUCUCGAUCCUGAUAAACUGCUGUUGCAAAUUGCGUCGCUUUGAUUACAUACCCACACUACUUACUGAAAUGUCUUACUUGGGUCUUGAAUGCAAUGUUGUUACUUACAAUAUUAUGAUAGAUGGAUAUGGUAAAGCUGGAAUGCUUGAAGAUAUGGAGAAUUCUUUGUUUGAUAUGCUCGAGAAUGGACGAUGCUUGCCCGAUAUAUUCACGAUGAACUCUAUUCUCUGGGCUUAUGGAAAUUAUGGAACAACAGCUGAGAUGGAAAAGUGGUACAAUGAGUUUCAGCUAAUGGGUAUUGAACCCGACAUCCAAACAUUCAAUAUCAUGAUUAAGUCCUAUGGAAAAGCCGGCAUGCAUGAAAAAUUGAGGUUGGUUUUGCAGUACAUGAAAAAACGCUUCUUUUCUCCGACUGUUAUAACCUUCAAUAUAAUUAUAGAAUGUUUUGGAAGAGCAGGGAAUAUCAAGGAGAUGGAAUACUAUUUUAGGUUGAUGAAGAUUCAAGGGGUUAAGCCUAAUUCAAUCACUUACUGCUCGCUGGUCAGUGGAUACAGUAAAGCUGGGCUUCUUGAUAGAGUUCCUGCAAUUAUAAGGCAAACGGAGAACACUGAUGUUGUUCUGGACACAGCUUUUUUCAACUGUGUAAUCAAUGCGUAUGGUCAGGCCGGAGAGGUGAAGAUAAUGGGAGAAAUGUUUGAGCUUAUGAAGGAGAAGAAAUGUAAACCUGAUGAUGUUACAUUUGCAACAAUGGUUCAUGCAUAUAAUGCUCAAGGCAUGUAUGAAGCCGUUAAAUUGUUGGGGGAGAAGAUAUGCAGGACAGAAAAGGAAGCUUUGGUAAAAAUUUUCUAAUUCUAACUGACUCAAAUAAAGGAGCUUGAUCGUGCCAAACUAAUCUGUUGACGUUCACAUUAUUACCAUUUUUAAUAGGCACCAGGUUGACAAGAAUCCCAUCACAAACUGGUCUUAUGAAUAAAACUCGUCUUUGCAAGUAUCAACGCUGGCACUAGCACAGAUAUACGGCAAUUUCCUCUGGUACACUCUGUAGAGAUUUCCAGGUGGGAGUGUUAGCAUAUCUGUGAAUUUUUUUUCGCUUUAAGUAAUGUUUGGGCAUCUGAAAUAUAUCAUGCAUGGAUUAUUUCCGUGCGAGAUAUUACAAUAAAGGAAGAUUGAAAAGAGGAUAUCGAGGAAGACGUGCUCAUCCAACAUCUAUUCUUUUGUUGUACGUUUAUUAAAAAUGAAGAUAUUAACCAAGAAGCAGGUGUUGAAAAAAGUGAAUGUUGGAAAUUCUCUCUGAACUUGUUGAAGGCUAGUAAGUCAAUGAAGGAAAAAAAAUUGAUUGCGAGGGAGAACAAGCAGCAGAAACUUAAUUCAGCAGUUCGAUAUAUGUUUUCUCACUCAUUGGCAUUGAUAAGAUUCUUUGUUUUAACAGUACCUUAGGAUGGUAGAGUCUCACGCCCUAAUUGAUGGUUCCAAUCCUCCAGCUCGGCCACCAUGUAAACUUUGCUCUCUCUUAUAAUGUGCAGGUCUUACACCUGUUUGCAUUAAAAGAAAAAUGAUGGUUCCAAUCCGGCAGUCCAAUCAACUUUGAAGUCAAAUGACAAUACGAUCAACAAUUCGUUUGGUGGUCGUCCCUGCACAUUCCUAAGAAACCAAAUGCACUCUUGGAUUCAGAAUAACAGUUCUGUCCGCAGAUUCUAGUUCGACAAGAAUCAUAAUUUGAAUGAUUUACCUUUUUGUAUGUUUUGAUUGCAAUUAGGGGGUGAUGAUGAUGUGUUAAGGGAGAAUGUGGUCAAUGUGUGGCAACUGGCUGCUUUCUUUCUUUCUACAAUUAAUCCUUCUAGGGUUAUUUUCUCCUUGAACUAGAGCAUCAUAAUUUGCACAUAUUCGAGUAGUGUAAUACCCAGCUAUUAAAUUGUUCAAAUCGAUCAUGCUAGAGUUCAACGUGUUCCGUC